Amoebophrya sp. A120 is the source of this 6437-nucleotide messenger RNA. The record is from the annotation of a GenBank genome assembly. Lineage: Eukaryota; Dinophyceae; Syndiniales; Amoebophryaceae.
AUAUCAUAUUGCGCCUUUUGCGUCUCGAAAAAACACAGUCCAAAAAAAUUUCCAUUGGAAGUUGUAGUGCCGUGUCUAGGAUCGAUAACACUCCGGUAGCAGGCCUAAAGAUGCGGAACUGCAGGAUGAGGAGAACGGCCCACGUUCUCCUCGCAUCCUUUUUGUCCACCACCGCUGCUACGUUUUUGAAGAAGGAAAGGCCUGUACGCAUUGCGAAAGUUGUAUAGAAGUAGCAGCUGUCGCAUCACAAAUUUUGUCAAAAAAUAUUUUCUUUAGAAGAUGUUGUAAUGCCGAUUGAGUUGAAGGAAGGAGACUUGUCAUGCGAUAUGGCAUUUACAACUACCACUGCGAUGAUACUUUUGCAAUGCAUAGCCCGUGUCGAAAGUGAUCAAGUUGUUGAAGGACAUGCAGACGCAGCUCGUUUAUGAAUCGCAAAAGUAUCGUACUAGCAGUUAUUGCAUUACAAAUUAGCUCAGCACGACAAGAGUUUGUCAUGCUGAUUUUACUCGAAAAAGAAAACUUUUUCAUGCGUCAUUGCAAUAAUUCCUACGAGUGCGAUACUUAUUUUGCAAUGCAUACACCUACGGAGGGCGAAGAAGACCAAGCCACGUACAAGAAGAUGAACUGCUGGUGCAAAACCACGAAGAAAGACAUAUGGGGUUCUCAAACGUUACAUUCUCAACUGUUACAGGAAUUUGUCACGCAAAAGCACCAUCAUCAUCCAAGCGAUCAAGCUGCUUCGCAUGACAAACUUGCCUAGGGCUCAACAGCGCCUAAAUCUGUGCGGAAUUUGUAAUGCUACAGGUGCAAUCUCCACCCUUUCACUUUUCCCAUUCUUGCAUCACAAAUCCAUGUAGCAGUUGAAAAUGUAACUACAGUUGAGAACGCCAUAAGACACCAAAGCCAGCAUCGAGGCGAACAAAGCCUGCAUCUCACAGUCCACCGCCAACAUCGAGUCCGCUACGGGGCGACAGGCCGAAGCCGGCGCGGAAAUCAAAGCCCUAGAGAAAGCCAUCGAGGGAAAUUCCGCAGCGCUGGAGGAGGCCACGGAGAUGCGGGCGAAGGAACUCGCGUCCUUUUCGGCCGAAGAGAAGGAGAUGAUCCAGGCCAUUGGCGCACUGAAGUCCGCACUCACUGUUUUGAAAAAGCACAACAGCUUUCUGCAGGAAGACUCCGCCACCGGUGUCUUGAUGACAGUGAAAAAAACCCUGUCCAAAUCCGUCAGGUUGCUGCAGCUGAGGCAUAAGUAUGAAGAUGUUGAGCAAAACUAUCGUGCCUCGUAGUACCAAGCAUUGCGUCACAGCAUGACAAGUUUUCAUGAAAACCGCUUUUGAUAUUCCCAUGUGAUUUUGGUAGAUCACCACAAGCGUGUGAAGCAAAAUCAAUGUGGACUACGCUUGCCCGAUAUUUAUAUUUUUGCAUUGCAUAAUUCAAACGAGCUGUCCGAGUCGCAGAACGAGUCGGUACAGGACUUUCUGCAGCAGCCAACUUUCUCGGCGUAUUCCUCCCAGAGCGGUGAAAUUUUUGGAAUUCUCGAGAACAUGCUCGACACCUUCACCGCAGAUUUGAAAGAGUCGCGGGAAAUAUGGAAGGGGAGAGAAUAGUAAACUCGGUGUAGUUGUCCUCGACGUAGGUUGGGGAUUGUUUUUGCAUCGACGAUGACGUGUCCGCUGAUAGCACCCCAUCCAGGCAUGAUGAUGCAAACUGCAAAUGCUGACAUUUUCAUCGUCAAAAAUUUCUGUUGUAGGCGUAUCCAGCUGCGACGCGACCAUAGUCAGGACAACACCACACGGUUUUCAUCUUUCCCCGCCAUACUCAACUGAAGCAGCAGCGCUCGAGAAUUUUGCGGCCCAGAAGAAGAUGAAAGAAGAGAUGAUCGCAAAGGUAAAUAGAUGUGUUUUUACUUCAUCUGCAUUUUUACUGCAGUUUCAGCUACUUGUUUCACCCUGAAGAACUGCAGCUAAUUUACAAUGCUUGUAGUUACACUGCGGCUAUCGAUUUUGAUUCUAGACCAAAAAAUGUGCAUCAAACCCGAAAUCCACAUAUAUAUGACAGGACCAAGCCACGUUGAAGAAGGAGAAGGAAAAGUUGGCCGACGCCAUGAAAAUGCUCGCAGAGAACACGGCGAAGAAGGCAUUGUGCGAGGCGGGCCUCGAGUAUGACAGUGCACAACUCGACGUCCUCCCCCUCAUUUGUCGUGCAAAAUACCCAAUCCAUCGUUUGCCUCUUGGCACUGUUUGCAUGACAAGUUCUGGCAGCCCAAAUAGCGCUCUGCUCCAGUGAAAAUUUGUCAUGCAAAACCGGCAUUCUUGCUGAUGCGUGUAUUGACGUUCAUGCUAAUAUACAAAUGAGGGGGAGGGGGAGUUGUGCAUUGUUAUAUCGAGGCCGACACCACCACGCUGGCCGAGGCAACGGAGACGUGCACCCUUGCGGACGCGGAGUUUGAGGAGCGAACCAAGGCCCGCGCGGAGGAAAUCGCCGCGGUGGGCAAGGCGCUGGAAUUCCUGAACUCGGACGAGGCUCACGCGCUGUUCGGGCGCGCCCUUAUCCUGUGCAAAAGUAUCGUACUCGUAUUGCAGUCAUGCGUUACAAAUCUUUUUCUUGGGGUAAAUCAGCAUUACAAAUUUUAUGUCUCAUGCUGGUGAAAUUUGUAAUGCGUUUAUACUACUAGUAGGAUGCUUUUGCAGUGCAUUGCCCUCGGGUUUCUGCAGCUGCAGGGAGCCGCGUCGUCCUCGGCCCUGGAGGAGCGGGUAUGGCGUUCUCAACUGUUACAUUCUCAACUGUUACAUGAGCUUGUGAUGCAAGAAUUGGAAAAGUACAAGGGGGAAGGUUGCACCUGUAGCAUACAAAUUCCGCACAGAUUUAGGCGCGGUUUAGGCCUUGCCAAAUUUGUCAUGCGGAGCAGCUUGAUCGUGAGGAUGAUGAUGGUGCUUCUGCAUGACAAAUUCCUGUAACAGUUGAGAAUGUAACAAUUGAGAAUCCCACAGCGGGAACAGCGCAUCUCGGAGGCACAGAAGAUCCUCCGCCGGGCCGGGCUAUCAAAUGUAAAAGUGUGUGGGUCUGGAAGAAUGCACCUCGUGAUGCUGCGUUUCGAUGUCUAAAAAAUUUGUGUUGCAUGAGCAGCAAAAGGAAUCUAAUUUUUGCUACGCGGAGAGGGCAUUUGUCAUGCGGAAUGGGCAUCAAGAAUCCCUCAAAAAACCUGUGAUGCUAGGGCAUGCAUUACCGGCAUCAUGGGUCAUGAUAAAUAUGCAUGACAAAUCUUGGAUUUUUCCAGACCCAGACAUUUUUGCAUUUGAUAGGGACAGCGAUACGCCAACAAGGCACUGCUGAUCCUGGCGCAAAAGGUGAAGGCCGACGCGUUUGCACCGGUCAUCUCCGCCAUCGACGCCCUGGUAGCGGAUAUUAAGAAGCAAAUGGCAGACGACGUGAAGCAAAUAUGCGAUGCGAAUUUACUUUCUUCCCGUACACGACGUACAAAAUGCACUUCAAAUUUCGACAACAUACAUGAAGGCAGGCCACUUGUCAUGCCGAAUGGCGGGUAGGUAUAUGGUUCAGAGAGAAACACUUCAUGCAGAAACUGCAUUUGUACAGCGUUGCGCACUGGAAACUUUCUCCUGUGGAUAACAAAAAGAUACCUGCACCACCGAGAUCAACGACCGGACCACGCUGGUCACAAAAUUGCAGACGGAUAUCGACUAUCAAAUUCAAAGACGUCUGGGUCGGGGAAAAUGCGAGAUCUGUGUUUGUCAUGCUGGUCUGGCAUGACUCUGGACUUUGUGUUGCCAAUCAUCGCAAAGGGUUUCUCUUGCCUGCUAUGCAAAAACGAAGUUUCUCAUGCGGGAUACGCAACGUAGUACUUCGGAAAAACUUGUCAUGCUUGGUAGCGCAUUACGAUGUGCUCACUAUUCCGUGCCUUGCGUCACAAGUUUCCAGAUCCUGACAUAUUUGCAAUGCAUAUCGACAACCUGAACGCCGCGAAGGAGCGGCUCGAGAUCAAAAUCCAGGGGCUUGAGCAGGCCAUGGACGAGACCACCGAAGCGCUGGAGAAGGAGGAGAAGGUAUUGCAAAAAAAAGUGUUACAGUUACACAUUGUGUUGCGAAACAAGCAAGACAGGCAACCUUUGUCGUGCCGGAUAUGCAUAGGAGCCCCGUUUCAUAGGUGUUUUCCCCUACGAUUUCUGCACUACAUGCAGACGAGAAAUUUGUGUUGCUGAAUUGACUACAAAUGUGUAACUGUAACACUUUUUUCGUGGGAUAGACGGAACUGAAGGAGCUCUCCGAGAUCCGGGCCCAGGAGAACGCGGACUACCAGGCCAUAUGAGAGUACGCAACUUCCUCUCCCCCUCAUUUGUCAUGCGAAAUACCGAACCCACCUCGUGCUUUUGAAAGCACUCUGCGCAUGACAAGUUUUGGACGCCCAAGAAAUAGCACUGCAACCCAUGUCCGGACUUGUCAUGCAAAACCUACAUUCGUGGCAUAGCAUUGCUGCGGUAGUUGCAGCUCGUGCUAUACAAAUGUAUGAGUUGGUGUUGGAAGGGGAGUUGUGCACUCUCAUAGCCUGCGCUCGCGGACGAGAAAGCUUCCAUCAAGGUGUUGAAGAAGGCGGAGGAAGUGCUCGCAAAGGUGUACGGUGCGAAGCUGUUGCUGCAGGCCAGGGCCGACCAGCCCAAAUUCAAGACCUACGCCAAGUCCGCGGGGGGCAACAAGGUCAUGACCAUGAUUGCCACCAUCAUCGCAGACACGGAGAAGUCCGCGGAGGUUCGCAUCCAGAACGAGAAGGCCAGUCAGGCGGAAUACGAAAAGGCCGUAAAGGAUGCAAAUGAGCUAUCGAGGGGGAAAAAAACAUGUGUGUCUGAUGCUGGUUUUUAAAUAUGUCAUUUGCAGCCGGGUGUGGACUAUUUGUAUGUGCUCAUAAGAUUUCGUGCGUACUUACAAUCUUGAGCAGGGCGACAUAACUGUGUCGCAGUGUUUUAGUUUUUUAUGUUGAAAACACGGCAGUGAUGCUUACGCUUAGUAUACUCAUCUCUGCGCGAGAACCACGAGGGAUUUUGCAUCUGUGGUCUCUUCGGCAAGGCAAAUGAAAAUAUCCAUAUCGCUUGGAAGCCGGUCGAUUUUAACUUUAAGAAAAACACCGACCACAGGACGCACACAAAAGAAAGAUGAACUAUCAGACCGCAGUUUUUUUCCCAUCCAUAAGAAUCCAUUAAGGAUAAGAAAGCGUUUUUGUCGCAGCUUCGCGAGGAGAAGGCCGCAGCGGAAGAGGACCUGCAGGCGAAAACGGAAAAAAAGAAGUUCACAAUGGACGAGAAGUACAAUGAGGACUUGCAGCUGAAGCAGUGGAAGGACGACUGCAAGUUUUUGUUCGAUAACUUCGACUAUCAAAUGCAGACAUGUCUGGGUCGGGGAGAAUGGAAGGUUUGUCAUGCUGUCUUCGCAUUCCAAAAAAAUAUGUGUUGCAUGACCAGCAAGAGGAGUCCGAUUCUUAAAUAUGCCAAGAGGGCGUCUCUCAUGCGGAAUAGGCAUCAGGAAGCGCUUCGAAAAUCUGUGAUGCUAAAUCAUGCAUCACAGGCAUCAUGGGCCAUGCAAGAUAUGCAUUACAAACCUGGCAAUCUUCCAGACCCACACCCAGACAUUUUUGCAGUUGAUAUCGACAUCCGACAGGAGCACAUGACUGGUGAAAUCGAAGCCCUCGGCGAGGCAAAGUCGUUCCUGCAGGGCAUGAAGGUGUAGGAGGGCGGUCCGCGUUGAUGGUGGUGCAGCAACAAGGACAGCAGAAUUAGUUCAGUAUGUAGAAUUAUAUCGGUAAAGGAAUUUUCAGUUUGGUGGGAGGAAGACAAAUAUAUUUACUGUACGUACUUUCUUAGACCACAGCACUAAGAGCAAGAAACGCUGACAAGCUAGAGCAAUCCCUAGUACAGGAAUCUACAAAUGUUUUUUGAAUGACAGCUUUUGGUGGUUUGCGAUGUUGCUGUAUUUCUUUGCACCGCGUACUCUUCACAGGAUCCGUUCACCCUCGAAGACCACUACCUCAGCGAUCUUGCGUUUUUUAGGAUUAGUACGGAGGUUCAGCGUUUUUACAGUUUAUUUUUAUUCGAUACAGCAGCAGGUAUAGGUAUAGUGAUUUGUCAAGGCAAAGAUUUUCACAGUUUAUUUUUAUUCGAUACAAGGCGAGGUUGACACAGUUUCAAAGUAAAUUCACACAGCAGUUGAGGUGGUCUUUGGAUCGGGUGACGUCGAGUCAGAUCGUGACACACGUGAGGGCCAUAGAGAUGAAACGGGCAUUAUAAGUUGCCAAAAUGAAGAGGAAAUCAUAAUGGUUCAAAGUUUGUUGCGUUUCGGGCGUCUUAGUGUUUCGCAGGACCAUCCGGCAAGAAAGAAACUUCCUUGGGACACUGUAGAGGUGUCGUACCCAGUGCUCGUGGUCAUGAGGGAGUGCG